AUGGGCAUGGGAGAUAUGCCCUGGGGGGGAAACCCUAUGAGGGGCCCCCCUAUGGGGAUGAUGCCUAUGGGGCCCCUGCCGCCCGGGGGGAUGCCGUGGCCUAUGAUGAACUUCCCGCCCCCCCAGCAGCACUAUGGCGGAGACAGGGGGAUGGCCAUGAUGGGUAUGUGGGGGGCCCCCAUGGGGCCCCCCAUGCCCUAUAUGCCCCUACCGGGAGGCCAGUGGCCAGCAGUACCCCCUGGGGUACCUGGGGGCCCCAUGCCGGGGGGCCCUGGGGGCCCCAUGCCGGGGGGCCCUGGGGGCCCCCCGGGGGGACCUCCAGGGGGGCCCCCGGGGGGCCCCGGGGGCGACUUCUCGGGGGGGCCCCCUGGGGGGGCCCCUGGGGGCCCCGUGCCCCCAUCUGUACCCCCUCCUAGUGCUCCUUCUAUGCCGCCACCUCCAAUGCCUUCGGGCAGCGGUGAUGGGGAUAAUAUGGAAUGUGGAGAUUAA
Messenger RNA from Eimeria tenella, 489 nucleotides. RefSeq lists its product as uncharacterized. The transcript is spliced from 3 exons. The record is from RefSeq and is a predicted model, not a curated record. The coding region runs from base 1 to 489 and encodes 162 amino acids. Lineage: Eukaryota; Apicomplexa; Conoidasida; Eucoccidiorida; Eimeriidae.